Ilex paraguariensis (yerba mate) is the source of this 1639-nucleotide messenger RNA. The record is from the annotation of a GenBank genome assembly. Lineage: Eukaryota; Viridiplantae; Streptophyta; Magnoliopsida; Aquifoliales; Aquifoliaceae.
AUGUGGAAGGAGAUUGGAGAUAGAGAAUCCGGUAAAUUACGCCCUAGUUUAUUCAGUAAUCGUAUUAGAUGCAAUCGAUUGACCUCUCUACAGCUCUCCAAUCACAAAGAGAUUGUCUCUCCUCACCGUGGCUCCAUUAAUUCUAUCCAGGUUGAUUUGACAGAGGGGCGAUAUUUGUUAUCCGGUGCAUCAGAUGCAUCGGUUGCUGUUUAUGAUAUUCAGCGUGCAACUAAUUAUGAAGGAGGGAGUCUGGUUGCAAAGCAUAACUCCAUAUUUGUUAUCGAUAAGCAACAUGACCAUGGGCAUAAAUAUGCCGUGUCCUCAGCCAUUUGGUAUCCAGUUGACACAGGGCUGUUCAUCACUGGUUCGUAUGAUCAUCACAUCAAUGUUUGGGAUACAAAUACCUCACAGGUGGUAAUGAAUUUUAAAAUGCCAGGAAAGGUUUAUAGGACUGCUAUGUCUUCACUGGCGACGUCUCACAUGCUUAUCGCUGCUGGAACUGAAGAUGUUCAAGUUCGCCUCUGUGACAUUGCUUCAGGGGCAUUUGCUCACACGUUGUCUGGUCAUCGUGAUGGUGUAAUGUCAGUGGAGUGGUCUACUUCUAGUGAAUGGGUGUUGGUGACUGGGGGAUGUGAUGGUGCAAUACGCUUUUGGGACAUCAGACGAGCUGGAUGUUUUUGUGUUUUAGAUCAGUCCCACUCUCAGCUUGGAAGACGCCUGCCUCUCCUACGACGCUCUGCCACGAAUAAGAAUUUAUUAUCAAAAUCCUUAUCAUCAGGCCAGAAUACAUCUGUGAAAGCCCGGGCACUGCCAAAGAAAUCUGCUAACAGCAAUGUUUUAAAGCAGUCUGCUAAUAGCAGAAAUCCCAGCCAAACCAAGGGAUCCGGGAGGCAGAGACUUCAUCCUGGGAUGUUGUCUAGUCAGGAUCGCGCCACUGCCCAUUACGGAGCUAUUAUAGGAUUAAAAGGGACUGAAGAUGGCAUGUAUCUUUUAAGUGCAGGUUCUGAUUCACGAGUAAGGUUGUGGGAUAUAGAAUCUGGAUGCAAUACUCUUGUAAACUUUGAGAGUGCGCGCCUGCAAACCAGCAAGGCUAUACAGUUAGCAGUAACUCAGGAUUCAGCCCUUGUUUUUGUUCCGUGCAUGACAGCUGCAAAAGCAUUUGAUGUGUGGUCCGGCAAGACAAUGCUGACAUUUCGUGGCCACUAUGAAUAUGUAAAUUGUUGUUGCUAUAGUGCGCAAGAUCAGGAACUAUACACUGGAGGUAAUGAUAGACAAAUUCUUGUGUGGUCUCCACCCAAAUCUAUUUCUGUUGAAGUGGACGAAUGGAAGAGGAAAGGGCAGGCUCCUGCACCUGAUAAGGAUAACUGGAGCGACUGACAUUUACUGCUGCCAACGCGUGUUACAGAUUUCCAGGUCACCUAUAUAUUCUAGCGCUUUGGAUGUACAUAAUGUGUUAACACUGUGUAUUCAUAUUCUUUCCCUAGUACUAUUUCUUUGUUCAUUGGUUUUUGUCACAAGAUUUUGGAAGGAAACAAAAUGCUUCCUUGGGUCAUGGUAACUGGAUGUUGUAUCAUUUUGAAAUGCUUGUAUACAUAAAUGACUGUUAUGUAAUAGGGCAUUAUAUCUGGAAAAAUGGAGA